GUGAGGGGCCUUGGGCGGGCGCGAGGGAGGGAGGGAAGGAAGGAGCGAAGGUGCGUCCUCAGCCCGGGGCCCGCCGCCACCGCUGUGGCCGGUGAGGGGAAGGGGCAGCGCUGCCCCCGCGUCCAGGUCCCCUCUCGAGGUAGGGGGAGGGAGGCGAUGGCGGCGGGCCCCGGAGGCAGCAGCGGCAGCGGCGGGGUGGCGGCGGCGGCGGCGGCGGGAGGGCCGGGCUGGCGGUUGCCGGGGCGGGUGCUGGAGCUGGUCUUCUCCUACCUGGAGCUGCGGGAGCUGAAGAGUUGCGCCUUGGUCUGUAAGCUGUGGCACCGCGUCCUGCACGGUGAUGAGAACAGCGAGGUGUGGCGCAGCUUGGCGGCCCGCUGCCUGGCGGAGGAGGCCCUGCGCACCGACAUCCUCUGCAACGUGCCCACAUACAAGGGCAAGGUCCGUGCCUUCCACCAUGCCUUCAGCACCAACGACUGCUCACGGAACGUCUACAUCAAGAAGAACGGCUUCACGCUGCACCGUAACCCCAUUGCCCAGAGCACAGACGGGGCACGGACCAAGAUCGGUUUCAGCGAGGGCCGCCACGCCUGGGAGGUGUGGUGGGAGGGCCCGCUGGGCACCGUGGCCGUCAUCGGCAUUGCCACAAAGCGGGCAGCCAUGCAGUGUCAGGGUUACGUGGCCCUGCUGGGGAGCGAUGACCAGAGUUGGGGCUGGAACCUGGUGGACAAUAACUUACUGCAUAACGGGGAGGUGAAUGGCAGUUUCCCACAGUGCAAUAAUGCGCCCAAAUACCAGAUAGGUGAAAGGAUUCGCGUUAUCCUGGACAUGGAAGACAAAACAUUAGCGUUUGAGAGGGGCUAUGAGUUCUUGGGAGUUGCCUUCAGAGGACUGCCAAAAGUUUGCCUGUAUCCAGCAGUGUCUGCUGUGUAUGGUAACACAGAAGUGACUUUGGUCUACCUGGGAAAACCACUGGAUGGAUGACGUGGAUUGUUUUGUUGAGACAUUGAGAUGUGGAUGAUUGGGAGGAGAAAUCUGCAUGUUGGUUAGAAGGAAACGUGUAUUAGAGGAAAAACAAAAAAGUGUGUGUGUGUGUCCAAGAACCAUCGAGGGAAUCAUGUGGAAUUUUGAAAUGGAGGACCAGCCAUACUUCAGGAAUUGUCUUACAUUUCCUCUUUCUACCAGUCCAGAAAAAUCCUCAGGGUUGCAGUUCGUUGAGUGGGAAGCUGACACAUGCAUGUUGCAACAGAUUUCAUUGCUAAGAUGGCAGUGUGUGACCUCAAAUAUUUAAGAAAGGAUUUGAUACAAAACUCUUUGAGGAAAUUAACCUGAGAUUUGUAAGUAGCGUGUUCUGUGAAGGACUCCCAUUUUAAAACUGCUUGUUCCUUCCCUUCCCUCCUUUGGGCCAACAUGGGUACCAGAGGAGAGCAAGUCUGGUUGGGUUUUAGUUACAGUUUUUAACAUACUGAGAAGCAUGGUCUGUCUGGACUGUCCUUCUCUAGUAUUAAUGAUACAAAAUGUGUGCAGCUAUUUUUAAGUGUAUUUUAAGGGUUGUGUACAUAGAGCACAUUGAAAAGAACAGCUAAGAGAAUGGGUUUGCUUUAUUCUAACUGGGACAUAAUUUCUCAAAGGGGGAAAAAAAGCCCACUAUGUGGCAUCAGAAAAUAUACCUCGGACAGGUAUAUAACAUUCAUGUAAGUGUACUUCUUCUGUUGUAUCGUAAAUCAUUUUGGGAUGCUCUUGUGGAGUAUGGUGCUACAUUGGGUCAUUUUCUGUGAAAGUUUCGAUAGCUUAAGCAACAGUUUUGUUCACUGUAGGAAAUGCAAAACGUUUUCACCAUGAGUUUCCUUUAGCCGAAAUUUGCAGUCUGUUUUAGGAAAGGAAGGCAUAACAGCAGUGAGCUUGUCUUUGUUUUGACAUCAAAAAUACAAACUUUUAAAGCAUUCUUACACUUUCUACUCACUGUUGCAAAAUGUUUCGAAAUAAUGAGGAAGGAGCAUUCAGUUUCUGAAUCCAGAGCUUGUUUUCAGCUUAAAUGGCUUUAUAAGGCUUUAUGACUUGGCUGAACCUUUCUUUAAUUGAAUAAAAUCCCGCAGUGCCCAAGUAUUUGCCUGCCCGUUUUCAGUCAGGGUGAGCAAAACUCUCACCAGCCCUUUGAUGGGAACUCUGGAUCAGGUUCAGCGUUCAGGCUUUUUGCUUGCACUGGUUUUCUAAAACCCCUGUACAAACACCCCCACCCCCUACCCCCCCCACCCCCCCUCACCCCCCCACCCCCCACAGUGUGUCAGCGUGCUGGCAUACGCAGGGUGGGGCAGCUGUGAAGCUGAGGGGUGUUGUAAGGAGACACUUCAUGGUGAAAUUGCUUUCCUCUGAGGUUGAAAAGUCUGUAGGGAGCUCCAGAAGGGCAUUAAAAUCUGUAAGCCCUGACUCUCAUUUUUUGUUGAUUGGUGUUUCCCAGAGCUGUCUGAACUAUUUCAGAGUGAGGCAUGCUUUUCAGAGAGGGAGAAGGAAAUGUUUAUACAACCUCUUUUUGCUUUAUUUAUGCCAGAGAAUGUGAAUUGCUUAAUAUCAGACACUGGCAAUUCUCUGAGCACACAAGAGAGGGGAAUUCUUCUCUGGCUGUUGCUCGUUCCUGUCCCCCCACUCCAUUAACUUGAGUAAUGUGGGGGGAGUGGUGCAAGCAGGUGAGUGAGGCUCCUAGUCUGCUGCUGAAGAGCUAUCCCUGGAGUGCUUUUUACCUAGUAGAUAACCAAGUUCUGCACUGGAACAUAGUAUGUACAUCAUUACCAUAUAAAAGGUUUUUAAAGUAUUUAUUUGCUUUGUGUGUUGUUUAUUGCUUAAAGGCAAUAUUGAGGUAUGUUCCUCUUGGCUGAGUUAAAGAAACAAUCUACACAGUGAGAAAUUAAGAUGUUUUAAGUGAUGCUGAGAAAAAAUGAAUAAAUGAAGUGGGACAGGCAUAGGAGUAUCUUUUGGAAAAAUCCAUUACAAGCAUUGAUUGUACUAGACUGUAAAGUAUGUAUCUGCAUAGCAGAACUGUGGGACAAAAAAGGAAACAAAAGUCUGUCCAGUUUCAGAAAAUAAAAUUGUCCCUGAGGUGAAUGUAUUCUCAGUGCAGUCCUGAAAGGUUCGGCCUCUGUGCUUGUUCAUGAAUCCAAUUAGAUGCAAGUAAACCCUGAGAAUUCUGAGGAGUUUUAUGCACCAAUUAAGAUUGAUUUCCAUUAUUCUGACUGCAUCUUACCCCAUAAAUAAUUUCCUUCUAAAUUAGAAAUGCUGAAAGUUGAACAUUCCUUAAGGGUGGGUUUGGGGGGACUCAUUUAUGUAAGAUUAUAACUUAUUCCUGGAGACCAACGCUGGCUGUACAAAAUAUUAAAAUAAACUCUGCUAUAAUUCAGAAGGA
Messenger RNA from Phalacrocorax carbo (great cormorant), 3394 nucleotides. The record is from RefSeq and is a predicted model, not a curated record. NCBI's taxonomy places the organism in Eukaryota, Metazoa, Chordata, Aves, Suliformes, Phalacrocoracidae.